Molecule: messenger RNA, 3118 nt
Organism: Toxotes jaculatrix (banded archerfish)
Lineage: Eukaryota; Metazoa; Chordata; Actinopteri; Toxotidae
Product: inactive dipeptidyl peptidase 10
Exons: 25
Coding region: 1-2370 (789 amino acids)
Biological process (GO): proteolysis
Molecular function (GO): dipeptidyl-peptidase activity; serine-type peptidase activity
Source: RefSeq, a predicted model, not a curated record
AUGAUUGCCACAACUCAACAAAACAUGACCACGGAGCUGGACCUGGGGAGUUCAGACGGUCCUCCGCGGAACUGGAAGGGCAUAGGAAUCGCCAUGGUGGUGAUCCUGGCCGUCAUGUCUCUGGUCAUUCUCUCGGUCAUCCUCCUCACACCUGAUGAAUCUCACUUGUUACUCCGUUCCCAUCUCACCAUGGAGGAUCUGGAGAGCGAGGAGUUCAAAAUUCAUGACCCCCGUGUGGCUUGGCUUAACGAAAACGAAGUGGCUCUCCGCACCAGAGAGGGACACGUCCUGUCGUUCAGCCUCAACAGCAACCUCACCACAACUCUGCUGGACAACAGCUCCCUGGAUCUGACCACUACUAAAUUCCAAGUGUCCGCAGACAAGAGGUUUGUCCUCUUGGCGUAUAAUAUUCAACUGGUGUUCUCUCAGUCCUUCACAGCCUCCUAUGCUAUCUACAGUGUGGCUAAUGGGGAUCUUCAGGAGCUUAACCCUCCAGAGAGGGAGAACACAGUGCUACAGUACGCUUCCUGGGGGCCUCAGGGGAACCAACUGGCCUAUGUGUUUGACGGAGAUAUCUACUACAAACCGAGCGUGACCAGCAAACCCCUGCGUCUCACAACCACUGACCAGGAGCAGAAUGUGGCGAAUGGGCUCUCUGACUGGACUUAUGAGGAGGAGGUGCUCUUGUCAUAUGUUGCUCACUGGUGGUCUAUGGACGGUGCUCGGCUGGCAUACCUGAGCAUCAACAACUCUGCCACACCUGUGAUGGAAAUUCCUCACUUCCUAGGUGGUCUCUAUCCCUCCAAUGUGCUCUUCCCCUAUCCCAAGGCUGGCUCAAGUAUCCCGUCAGUCAGUCUGUUUGUGGUGAAUCUUUAUGGUCCAGCUCACACUCUGGAAAUGAUGCCUCCUGACUUCCUCAGGGCCAGAGACAGCUACAUCUCCAUGGUGACUUGGAUCAGCAGCACCCGCCUCGCAGUUCGUUGGCUGAAUCGUGCCCAGAACCAAUCAGUGCUCUGCGUGUGUGAGGCCACCACAGGGGCAUGCUCAGAGAAACACAAAAUGGCCAUGGACAUAAUGCAAAACCAACGACAGGACGUGCCAUUGUUUUCAGCAGAUGGCUCUGUGUUUUAUACAAUCCUGCCCGCAAAGCAGGGCGCCCGUGGGGAGUUUCACCACAUCGCAGGUCUUUCAGCCCAGCCUGCCAUCCCGUCCGUCCCUCCUCGCUUUUUGACAUCGGGGAGCUGGGACGUCACCUUGCUCUGCGCCCUAGACGAGAAGGCUGGAAAAAUCUAUUUCCUGAGCACAGAGGAAUCCAGACAAAGCAGACAUCUUUACAGCGUGGACCUGGAUGGAGUGUUUCAGCGCCAGUGCAUCUCCUGCAACCUCAUAGAUGGAUGUCACUUCUUUAAAUCUGAAUUUAGCCCCAAUCAAACCCACUUCACCCUCUACUGCUUAGGCCCUGGAAUCCCUAAAGUGACUGUUCACAGUACAAAGGACCCCUCCAGAUACGUCGUCUUGGAGGAUAACAGCCCUCUGUCUGAAGCCCUGGAGGACAAGAGACUCCCUGAGACUCUGUUCAGAACAGUCCCAGCAGACAACCAUGAGCUGCACCUGAAGCUAUCUCUACCUCAGGGUUAUGAGGCCAACCUGCACCCUCUCCUCAUCAUUGUAGACGGCGUUCCUGGCAGUCAGUCGGUGACGGAGGAAUUUGCCCUCGACUGGCCUCAGGUCCUCUCCAGCACACAAAAUGUGGCCUUGGCCUGGGUGGACGGCAGGAGUGGGGCUGGCCGUGGACAGAAGACCACUGCCGUGGAUCCACGCAAGCUCGGCUCACUUAAAGUCAAAGAUUAUCUGGGAGCUGUAGAGUUGUUGAUGCAACUGCCAUACAUUGAUGACCGUCGAGUGGCCCUCUAUGGCAAGGGAUUUGGUGGUUAUUUAACUCUCAAGAUGUUAGCUGCAACAGACAAGCUCUUUCAAUGCACAGCCGCUAUGGCACCAAUAACUGACUUCAGGCUUUAUAGUGCUGCAUUCUCAGAGAGAUAUCUAGGCCUUCCAGCAAAGGAGGAGCACGUAUACUUGACUGCGUCUUUGCUGGAGGAGGUUAACAAGCUGAAAGAUGAGAAUUUCCUUAUUCUACAUGGAACUGCAGAUGCGAGGAUACACUUCCAACACAGUGCUGAGCUCCUGAGCCGUCUGGUGAAGGUGGAAGCCAACUACUCGCUGCAGCUGUACCCAGACGAAGGUCACGUCCUGAGAGAGCCCCGCAGCAUCCAGCACUUCCAGCGGACAGUGGUGAACUACCUCCAAAACUGCUUGAAGCACAGCGUUUUCCUAGAUCCCAUAGAGGACGAAGAGGAGGAAGAUGACUGAGCCCAGGAACCCCUUUCCUUCUUCUGGAAGGACUCUCUUAGGACUGUAUGCCAUCUUAUGCAUUACCUUGGGUCAGAUUGCCAGGCACAAGAGCACAGGAGUGGGGACCAAACACAUCAGAUCACCUCCUACAAUGUCUGGAACAAUUGGUGUACUGUAUACCUUGUUGCACACAAUUAUUUCUGUUAUACUGUAUGUUUGAGACCUUGUUUGUUUACAAAAUUCACAUGAGAUGAUGUGGACCAGAAGGCUACUGAUUCUGCCAAAACUUUAAAACAUGCAUGUCAUAAUGGCUGCAUGAUGUGGAUUAGUUUACAUUGCAUUUUCUGUGUUUCGCAGGUUUUAAAUAUCACCCAUCAGGGUUAAAAGUGUAAAAUCUGCCAAGAGCCGGGAACACACGAGAACACUUAAAAAUCCUUACUGAUGCUAUGUGAUUGCUCAACCUUACACAUUUAAUGACGGUGUAAAAUGCCCGCGCUUUUCCACACUAUAGAUCUCUGAAUAAACCAGCUCAGACGACAGGGUCACACUCAGAUUAAUGCAGAUUCCAGUCAUACAAAAUCAGACAAUUGGGAAAACUCUGAUAGAAGAGAUUGGAAUCCUAAACUUGAAAAUUAUCAUGUGAACCAAAAGGCUACUGCUCACUGGCCUGGGCAGAUUUUCCACAUUCUUUAAGAUGUCAUUGUAAAGUCUGAGUUAUUUUGGGUUUUCUGUAAAUAACAUUAGAUGAAGCAUAUGGAUCAUUCUA